Messenger RNA from Sphaerulina musiva SO2202, 823 nucleotides. RefSeq names its product alpha-acetolactate decarboxylase. Gene Ontology annotation, molecular function: acetolactate decarboxylase activity. The coding region runs from base 119 to 823 and encodes 234 amino acids. Gene Ontology annotation, biological process: acetoin biosynthetic process. The record is from RefSeq and is a predicted model, not a curated record. The transcript has a single exon. Lineage: Eukaryota; Fungi; Ascomycota; Dothideomycetes; Mycosphaerellales; Mycosphaerellaceae.
AAAGUGAUCAACAGGAACACACACAGAAACUCAUCCUCACAAGCAAGAGACCAUUAAGCGACACUCGUCGAAAACCAGGCAGACCAAACAGCGUCAGUUCAGCCAAGACCCAUCAAAAAUGGAAGACAACCACAUCUACCAAUAUUCCCUCCUCAACGCCUUAAUGGACGGCGUCUGCGAGACCGGAAUCCCCGUCUCCAAAUUCCUGACCAAAGGAACUCAAGGUCUCGGAACCUUUGUCCGAAUGCAAGGCGAGCUCUUAUUCCUCGACGGCAAAGUCUACCAAUUACAAGCCGGAGGCAAAACCCGCGAAGCAGACCCCUCCGAUCAAAUUCCCUUUGCAGUCUCCACCAACUUUGUUGCGCAAAGUACGCAGUCGGUAGAUUUUGCAGACAAAAGCGGCAUCGAUCAGGCGUUGGAUGGAUUCAAUGAUCAUGCCAAGAAUCUCUUCAUGACGUAUCGCAUCGAUGGGGCAUUUGACCAUGUCAAGUGUCGAACUGUGGAGGGGCAGGAAUACAAAGGACAGUCGCUGUCGGAACUCGGGAAAAAACAGUCGAUGGAAGAGUACUCGAAAGUGGAGGGGACCAUUAUCGGCUUUCGUACGCCCCUGAAUUGGCAGGGCUUUGGGGUCGCAGGGGAGCAUCUACAUUUCAUCAACAAGGACCGGUCAGCGGGCGGGCAUGUUUUGGAUGUAAGAGGGAAAGGGUUGGAAAUGAAGAUGGCUGUGGCUGCCAAUGUGCAUGUGGAGUUACCGACGUCAGAGGACUUCAAUGCGGCGGAACUGGUCACUGAUGACAAGGGGGUCAAGGAGGUAGAGGGAUAG